Mycotypha africana is the source of this 2018-nucleotide messenger RNA. RefSeq names its product major facilitator superfamily domain-containing protein. The record is from RefSeq and is a predicted model, not a curated record. Gene Ontology annotation, molecular function: basic amino acid transmembrane transporter activity. Gene Ontology annotation, biological process: transmembrane transport; basic amino acid transport. NCBI's taxonomy places the organism in Eukaryota, Fungi, Mucoromycota, Mucoromycetes, Mucorales, Mycotyphaceae. The coding region runs from base 79 to 1884 and encodes 601 amino acids. The transcript has 8 exons. Gene Ontology annotation, cellular component: fungal-type vacuole membrane.
GUAUCUUUUCUUCAUAACCGACUAUUUAUACCCUUGGUCCUAUUCAAUUCCUGUAACCUCCUUUCCUGUCAUAACAAGAUGAAAUCCUAUGGUCAGGAAGAAGCCUCACCGCUACUAGCAGGUUCUGCUUCCACCAAAUAUCAUUCACAGCAAAAUUCCAAAGAUACUAUCGAAUCAAUUGGUUGUGUAGAGGAAGCAGACACCAUUAAGCAAUUAAGCAAUAAAGUAGUCGGCCGCUGUGCCUCGCCAGUUCCAACCGUUGUUACCUACAGUAGUAUUGUUGAAAAUGAAAUUGCUAGUAUUACAAGUACUGCAUCUGAUCUUUUGAAUGGAGCAUCUAUUUAUGCUGUCUUUGCUGGAUUAUACACAGCUGUGAUAUUAUCAUCCCUAGAUUCAUCCAUCGUGGCUACUAUUUACCCAAAAAUUGGUACUGAUUUCAAAAGAUCAAACGAAAUUAUAUGGAUUGCUACCUCCUAUAUGUUGAGUUAUACAGCUUUACAACCGCUAUAUGGACGCAUUUCAGACGUGUUUGGACGCAAGUCAGCUUUGUUGUUCGCAAGCACUGUUUUCUUCAUUGGAUCCUUGUUGUGCGGUAUGGCGAAUAGUUUAUGGGCGCUGGUUAUAGCUCGCGCCAUUGCUGGUAUAGGUGGAGGUGGAAUAAACUGUAUGACUACUGUUAUCACGGCUGAUUUGAUACCUUUGAGAGAACGUGGAAAAUUUCAAGGUUAUGGUAACAUCGCUUACGCUACGGGCUCCGUUGUAGGUGCGCCAUUAGGAGGAUUUAUCAGUGAUUCAGUGGGUUGGCGCUUUUGUUUUUACCUCAAUCUACCUUUACUGCUCAUCACCAUUUACGUGGCCACAAGGAUUUUGACCAACUAUAACUUAGAGGAAGAAAAUGCCUCUGUCCUAGGUGGAAUAAAUGCUGGUCAAACAUUCCGUGAAAGGCUCAAGCGCAUUGAUUACGCAGGUGCCAUCACCAUCGUUUUGGCCGUCGUUAGUUUUUUGAUUGCUACUUCUUUAGGUGGUAACAUUCGUCCUUGGACUGAUUCAAUUGUUGUAUCUUGUUUCUCGAUCUCUAUCGUCCUUGUCGUGCUUUUCUGUAUCAUUGAGGCUAAAUACGCUCUUCACCCACUCAUGCCAUGGGAGAUCAUCUCCAGUAGAACGCCUUUUGCCUGCUCUUUGACAAAUUUGUGGUGUACCAUGUCUACCACUUCCCUUAUCUAUAUAACUCCUUUGUUUUUUCAGACUCUAUUGGGUUUCAGCUCUUCAAAAGCUGGUUUCUACGUUCUUCCUAAAGUAGCUGCUGUUUCUUUGGGUUCGGUUCUCGCAGGCAGGUAUAUGUCACGGGUAGGAGAAUACCGUAAGAUUACUAUCUUUAUGUCUUUUGUCGGAUUGGCUUCCAUGAUAGGUUACAGUUGUUGGUCAGCUCAAACACCUACAUGGUUUAUGUUUAUAUGUCUCAUGGCAGAUGGAUUGUCUAUGGGAACAAUUAUUGUCACAACACUGAUCGCUAUGCAUAGCUGUGUGGAUCAUUCAGAAAUGGCAACAGUUACCUCAAUGUCUUAUCUCUUCCGGUCGGUAGGCGCCGUCAUCGGUAUAUCGCUCACAUCGGCUAUUUUUCAAGGUGUAGUGAAGCACAUUCUUACUGAAACACUUACAGGGUCUGAUGCGGAUUUGUAUAUUGAUAUUGCUCGAAAAUCAAUCACAGAAGUACGUCAGCUGUUACCUCCAGACGUAUUGGAGGUCGUUCUUGACGCAUAUCAAGUUGGUUUACAGUAUACAUACAUUGCCUGCGCUGGGUUGAGUUGCUUAACAGUUUUAUGCUCAUUAUUUAUUGAAAGUUUUGAUUUGUCUACAAAGAAGAGCACCAGUAGACGAAAAUAAUAUGUACAAUUAUAUUACAUUGUAGAACAACUUAAAGAAUUGCAAUUCUCAAUAUAAAAUGUUUUAAACUUCAGGAGUGUGCGUUUCCAACAAAGAGGCAAAGGAAAAGAAUAAAAAUUACAAUUAUGCCAGAC